Phytomonas sp. EM1 is the source of this 774-nucleotide messenger RNA. Lineage: Eukaryota; Euglenozoa; Kinetoplastea; Trypanosomatida; Trypanosomatidae. The record is from the annotation of a GenBank genome assembly.
AUGGAAGCUUUAAAGGCAAAGGGAAAUGAAUUUUUUAAAGCCGCAAAGUAUAAGGAGGCUAUUGAGUGGUAUACCAAAGCCAUUGCCACGAACCCCAAUGCCGAAGCUGCUGGGAGUCUUUACUCCAAUCGUGCGGCCUGCUGGCAAUGCUUAGGGGAGUACGAUAAGGCCAUGGAGGACUCUGAGCAAUGCAUCAAGAUGCGCCCGGACUGGUUAAAAGGGUACUUUCGCAAGGGUUUGGCUCUGCAGAGCAUGAACCGGCUAGACGAGGCGCAGAAGACGUUUCAAGAGGCCCUAAAAGUGGAGCCGCACAACCAGGAAGUUAUGGAUAAGCUUCAGGCCAUCAACGACUUGCUAAGGAAACGAAAUCAGACGACGAAGCCAGCCUCUUGCAAGACGCUUGAGGAUGCCAAGAAGCUCGGAAACUCACUCUUUUCUGAAGGAAAGUACGACUUGGCAGCGCAGUUCUACACGCGGGCGAUUGAACUGGAGCCGAGGGCGACGAAGGAUAAGGCGGUUUGCUACGCCAAUCGCGCCGCCUGCUAUCAACAAACACAUCUAUACUCUAUGAUGGCGGAGGACUGUAGCGCCGCGAUUGCGAUUGAUUCGCAGAAUGUGAAGGCGUACAUUCGCAGGGCAAUCGCGUAUGAGGGGAUGGAGAAGUGGAAGCUUGCGUUGGAUGACUAUAACACUGCAAAGCAACUGGCGCCAAGCCUUGCGAGCGUUUCGCAAGGCCUUCUUCGCUGCCAGCGAGCCCUUCGGGGAGGAAUGUAA